Molecule: messenger RNA, 513 nt
Organism: Anopheles nili
Lineage: Eukaryota; Metazoa; Arthropoda; Insecta; Diptera; Culicidae
Gene: CheA7a
Exons: 3
Coding region: 1-474 (157 amino acids)
Source: RefSeq, a predicted model, not a curated record
AUGGAACGUAACUCCUAUGAAAUCGUGUUAAAUACUUUUGAAGCAAUCCCUCAAGAUAUUAAGGAUUUGAUGGAUUACGGCACAAUUAGACCAAAUCGUCAGGGAAGGAAUGAAUUAGGCGUCACAGGGUCGUUUACGGUCUUUCAAAACAUCGGUGCGGAAACACAGAUACACUGGUCCGUGUAUAAGGUGGAUAUCAUGGGACAUAAACGAAUGUUUCUCGACGGAACAGGAUCCUUGUGCCAAAUUAUUGCGAAGGAUGAAUCAAUUUACCCGCAGCUGCUUGAAACAUCUAAUCUACCUCCUCAAGAUUCUUGUCCAUUUCCAAAAGGCAACUAUACGAUCUUUAAUUACAUCUUGGACGAACAACGAUUUCCACCUGUAGCGAUUCGUAGCGAUUGGCUAUUUGAGGUUAUAAUUACUCGCGAUGGCAAAGUUUGCGGAGGGUUCAGGGUAGGUCUUACUACCAAAUGAUCCAGUAAGCGGAAAUGCAACAAUAAUCGCAACCAAAGA